ACUUUAGCUGUGUCCUAAAGAUGUAACUACUGUCAGUUUUGCUUUCAGAACUGGAUUCAGGAGGAGACAAAAUACUCUUUUACAUAGGACCAUAGGAGAGGUGGGAAAGAAAAGAGGAGACUUGGUGGAAGAACUAAUACCUUUUUUUAUGCAAAACUCUUGAUUCCUCAAGGGAAUGAGUUAAUGGAGCUCAUGCUGAGGGACAAAUCUAGGUCCAUUGGUGAUGCUGGACAGGUUGCACAUAACCUUCCUGUGUGGAAUAAGUUGAUAAGUUAUCCAUUAUAGUAGUUCAUUUGCACACACACAUUUUGUCUGAGUUCCCUGAAUCAUGAUUUCCAACUUUGAUUUCUGCCAAUCAGCAAGUGGAGCUGGUUUAAUUUUAAGUUCUGAGCAGAAUUUUUAUUUCUUGAAAUUUGAAUUGAUAAUGCAUGUAACUUUAUUGAAUUAAUCUGUGUAAGUUAAUGGAAGCUAUUACCAGAUUCUGUCCUACAUACUGGAAGAUGUUGGAAUUGUGAAUGUUAUAUACUGGUUAAACCACCAACUACAAAUUGACUUUAAAGCUAGGUCAAAUUCUAUAAGAGUUACUAGGUUAGCAGUGCUUCAGCACAUAUCUCGGAUAUUUGAUGAACAAUGAGUAAAUUAUUAUAAUUAGCCUGCUUUGUAUAAUUAUGGAAGAGAGGUUUGUUUUCUAAAUUAACAGCAGAAUGGUCGCUAGUAAUAGUUUAUUUACUUUCCUUGCUUCCUGCAGGUAUUGGUUAUCAGUUGGUGCUCAGCCUUCAGAGCCAGUUCAACACCUUCUCUUCAGAUCUGGAUUACUGCCCCCACCACCAAUGGUGGCAAUGGGACACAAAGGUGGCCCCCGCGACACACGUCCAGUUGAUCCCAUGACAGGGCGUCUCUUGGAUGUAAAGAAGCCUGCCAUUGCCAACCCAGACAAGGAUAAUGAAGAUGAUGAUGGUGCAGAUGGAGCAGCUGCUCAAUGAAACUGCUCAUCUAUCAUCUGAAACUUCCAUUUUUCUGCUGUUUCAAGGUUAUACAGGGGCUGGGAACAGGAAUUGCUGUUGUCUGUUCUUGUUAUCAGAAGAAUCAUUGAAAAUAACUCCUGUCUUCCAACAGAAAAUAGCAACCUUAGUAGGGAACUUAUGAACACCAUGAGUUGUCGUCAUAUGCAAAUUAUUUCUUUUGUUAUAAAUAUCUUUUCAUUUUCUUGAUGAGUUUCAACGAAAGUUAGAACCCCUACUUCAGGAUUGAAGUGCCAAGGGUGACUUCUCUGCUGAGAGAAUUAAAGUGAUUGUGUUUUU
Rubroshorea leprosula is the source of this 1301-nucleotide messenger RNA. The record is from the annotation of a GenBank genome assembly. NCBI's taxonomy places the organism in Eukaryota, Viridiplantae, Streptophyta, Magnoliopsida, Malvales, Dipterocarpaceae.